Penicillium verhagenii is the source of this 876-nucleotide messenger RNA. RefSeq names its product aminoglycoside phosphotransferase family protein. The coding region runs from base 1 to 876 and encodes 291 amino acids. The record is from RefSeq and is a predicted model, not a curated record. The transcript has a single exon. Lineage: Eukaryota; Fungi; Ascomycota; Eurotiomycetes; Eurotiales; Aspergillaceae.
AUGCAUUUGUCCCUUCCUUAUAAUCGGGCUGGUCAAUUACCAGGGCCGCUUCCAGAUCAGAAUGAGAUUAAACAGGCAACACGAACCCUCCCCAAGGCAUCAGACUACGGUGGGCGCAUGGUCGUAAUCAGAGACCAAUACGUUGUGAAAUAUGGCCCGCUUGUGACAGAAAAUGAGGGAUGGGCUCUAAUGUUUGUUGAAAAACAACUCAACAUCGCAGCACCACAACUCUACGCCAUGUACCGCGAUCAGGAGAUCCUGUAUAUCGUCAUGGAAUACAUCCCCAGCAUUUCCCUAGGGAUGGCGUGGUCUUCGCUCACUGAUGAUAAUAAAAAUUUGAUUGUUGGACAAUUACGAUGCAUCCUUGAUCAAAUGAGAGAGCUGCCCUCACCCGGGUUCUAUGGCAGUAUCAACAGAGGACCCGUUCCCCAUAGGUAUUUUUAUUCUCGUGAAAAGGACGCUGCUAUUACUGGCCCUUUCCAGACGGAAGAAGAAUUUGGAAAAGCUAUCGCACUUCGCUCAAAAACCAUGUGGAGCGAAUCAAGUCAUCAUAGCUUUCUCUCUGACUAUCUUACUCGACACCUCCCGUUGGCAUUUCGCAAUCAUCCACCUAUAUUCACCCACGGGGAUAUUGCUAGAGAUAACGUUCUUGUACGGAAGGUUGUUAAUUCUGUCGCAAAUGAAGAAGAGUAUGAGUUAGCUGCCCUUGUCGACUGGGAAUCGGCUGGAUGGUAUCCUUCCCACUGGGAAUACUCUCAUAUGUUUCCCCUCCUGCAGUGGAUUGACGACUGGCCAGCAUAUUAUGAGAAGAUUGUCGAUCCCUUGCCGCUGGAGGGUGCCAUGAUGCGGGUUGUAUUUAGUGAUCUUGAGUUUUAG